Pseudomassariella vexata is the source of this 627-nucleotide messenger RNA. Its product is annotated as RmlC-like cupin domain-containing protein. The record is from RefSeq and is a predicted model, not a curated record. The coding region runs from base 1 to 627 and encodes 208 amino acids. The transcript has 4 exons. NCBI's taxonomy places the organism in Eukaryota, Fungi, Ascomycota, Sordariomycetes, Amphisphaeriales, Pseudomassariaceae.
AUGUCCAAUGCUUUUUCUCAUGCAAAAUUCACACCUCAUUGCACUUACCAAAGCUUCAGUUUCGCUGAUAGGUAUGAUCCGAGGUUCUCUCGCUUUGGAACUCUCCAUGUGUUGAACGAGAACCGUAUCAAGCCCAGCUCGGGCUUCCCGACUCAUCCCCACCGCGAUUUCGAGAUUUUCAACUACAUGAUCUCAGGAGAACUCACUCGUCGCGAUUCUAUGCUGAAAAAAGUGCCGAAGGCGGAGAAAGUGAUUCUUUUCUACCCCAUGUGCCGUGGUGAUGUCCAGUUUACAACUGGCGGCACUGGAAUCGCGCACUCUGAGUACAACGAGCAUCGGAAGGAUCCACGCGGGCUGCCGCCGAGAUACCACACUCGGCGCUUUGAUGAGGAUGAAAAGGGGAAGGCAUUUUUCCCCAUCCUGAGUCCAAUGAAAGGCGGCCGCGAGGCCUCGAUUGAGGAAGAGAACAACGCAGAACCCUCAAUCGCGAGAACAAUUCCCAUCUAUGCAGAAAUUCCAGUGGACGUAUUCGUCCAUCUUCCAAUGACCAAGGCCGGCAAGGCCGUAAUUUGGUUGGACGGCAGAGAAUAUUUUCCCAGGGAUGGCGGUGGAGUAUUGAUAGAGUGA